AUGGUCGUAUCCGGUACAAUAUCACGCGUUCAGAGGAUGAUUGAUCACGUCGUGAGUCCUGAACGGAGAUCACAGUUCUAUGGGAAUGUCUCCGAGUUCUUUCAGGAACAACCACUUAUUGCUACAUUCCUCCUCGCUACCCUCACCAUAUCUCUCCCACCUCUCCUUCUUUUCACAACCUUCACCCUCUCCGUCCUCGCCUUUUCCUUCAUAUCCGCCAUUCUAUUCUCCUUCUUCUGGAUUGGAAUCGCUACUCUCUUACUCGUGCCAACCCUCUUCGUUACAUGUGGGCUUGGUAUCAUUAUAUGGGUGUGGGCUGUUAGCUCGUGGAUUGUAGCCCGAUGGCUCUAUGGGUUUGUACCUGUCACUAAGGGGUCAGGAGAAAUUAGAUUGCAGGAUGGGAAAAGAAUGGUGGUGAAAAAGGAAGAAGGGGAGAUGCCGCAGGUGGGGGUUAGGAAUGGGGUUUGA
Molecule: messenger RNA, 468 nt
Organism: Sclerotinia borealis F-4128
Lineage: Eukaryota; Fungi; Ascomycota; Leotiomycetes; Helotiales; Sclerotiniaceae
Source: the annotation of a GenBank genome assembly